AUGGCAGAGCUAAGUGCGGCCGCAACCUUCACACCCAGCGAUGAAGAACUCAUUCAUUUCCUUUCCGACAAGGUGAAAGGCCAAUCAAUGGACGAGGACGCCGCCAUCAACAUCCACGAAUGUGAAUACUUGUACGGCCGCAACAAGAACCCUUGGGACAUUUGGCGGGACUUCGCCGGCGACGUUGAUGCCGGCAGGACCGCCCUUUUCUUCUUCUCUCCCACCAAAAAGCACCAUUCCACAGCCUCUCGCCCCAUCGGAGCCGGCGUCUGGGAAGCUGAAGCCGAAACCAUUGACGGCGAAAGCAUCGUUGGCAAGGGCAAGAACCGCCGUAUUGGGACCAAGAAAUGUUUCGUCUUUGACAAGAGUGGCACCUCCUACGAUGGUGCAUGGAUCUUGCAUGAAUACACUCUUCAUGGAUCCUCGCUCCACACUAAUACUUCAGUGGAUCAUAGCUAUGUUAUAUGCAAAUUGAUAAAGAAUGUAGAAGGUGAAGCUCAUCCAGUUGAGGUGCAGUUUGGAGACAAAAGAAAAAGGCACGGUCAAUCUGCCACCACCAGCGGCGUUCAAAUUGAUGUUAACGCUCCUCAUUCAUAUGUGGUGCUGACCAAUUGUCAUAUAUAUUUUAAGAGGAACACUAAAGAGCAAGAGGUCCAAUUCAUACCAAAUGAACUUGGCAGGCGAAUGUUGUUGGAAAUGUUUGAGGGUAAGUAUAUGAAAGAUGAUGAGGAUGGUUUAACUCUUUCUGAUGGUUUAACUCAUCAGAAACCUCAUGCAGCUGCAAGGGGGAACAAGAAGAGGUGGAAAAGGCAUCUAAUUAUUGCAUAA
This is a messenger RNA of Arachis ipaensis, 828 nucleotides long. RefSeq names its product NAC domain-containing protein 13-like. Gene Ontology annotation, molecular function: DNA binding. Lineage: Eukaryota; Viridiplantae; Streptophyta; Magnoliopsida; Fabales; Fabaceae. The record is from RefSeq and is a predicted model, not a curated record. Gene Ontology annotation, biological process: regulation of DNA-templated transcription.